Podarcis lilfordi (Lilford's wall lizard) is the source of this 342-nucleotide messenger RNA. The record is from the annotation of a GenBank genome assembly. Lineage: Eukaryota; Metazoa; Chordata; Lepidosauria; Squamata; Lacertidae.
AUGCAUGCACACAUUAGUGUUUCUGGAAAUUUCAAUAGUGCAGGUCCCACCUCCAGUUCAGGUCCCCCUGCUGCCGUCAUGAGCAGUGUAGCUUGGUUUAGCAUUGCAUCCAAACUUGGGCUCAUGGUGUGUCUGGAGCAGGGGCAGAGGAAGGAGGUGCAGUGGGGGUGGGUCGCCCCGGGUAUCACCACUGAAGGGGGUGACAAAACGCCGGGCGGCACUCACUGCGGGGCCUGCAGUGUGCCCAAGCCAUGCGUCACUCCUGGGAGAGAUGCAGUGGUUUGGGCGUGCACAGGCUCUGCACUGCCUAAUGGUCCGCCUGCUGCCUCCCCCCAGCUGUAG